This is a messenger RNA of Copidosoma floridanum, 1217 nucleotides long. Its product is annotated as G protein-coupled receptor dmsr-1. Gene Ontology annotation, cellular component: plasma membrane. Gene Ontology annotation, molecular function: G protein-coupled peptide receptor activity. Gene Ontology annotation, biological process: G protein-coupled receptor signaling pathway. Lineage: Eukaryota; Metazoa; Arthropoda; Insecta; Hymenoptera; Encyrtidae. The record is from RefSeq and is a predicted model, not a curated record.
UGAUGUACAAUUACACGGAGUUGCUGCGCCACCUGAACAUAACCGAGGAGGACUUGGACUACAGUUUGAGCGCCUUCGGGCCCGAAUGGAGCCUGACCGGCGGCCCACCGGUAGGUAGCAGCGAAAAUAAUGGUCCCACGUGCCAGUGCGGGCCCUGCCACUGCGGUGGUCUGGUGCGCCGUGUCGCCGGUGCUUACCGCGCGUACCACGGCUACGUGGCCCUGUUGGUGUGUGGCUUCGGUACCCUGGCCAAUCUCCUCAACGUGGCCGUGCUCACGCGCAAGGAGCUCUGGCGGGCCGGGGUCAAUCGCAUACUCACCGGCCUGGCCGCCUGCGACGUCCUCGUCAUGCUCGAGUACAUGCUGUUCGCCGUGUACGAGUAUCUCGUGCUCCCCGAGCGCAGGCUCUUUCCCUACGGCUGGGCCGUCUUUGUCCUCUUCCACAUGCACUUUAGCCAACUGCUGCACACCGUCAGCAUCGCCCUCACCCUCGCCCUCGCCGUCUACCGGUACAUCGUCGUCAGGUACCCGCAGUGCAGCCGCAGCUGGUGCAGCCCCGACCGCUACAGAUUGGCCCUGCUCGGCAGCAUGCUCGUGGCAGUGCUCGCCUGUGCCCCGAGUUACUUCGUUUUCGGGAUUCGAGCUCAAAGGGUUUACGAGGGUGGCAGAGUGGAGGUGCUGUACCACGUGGACGCGAGGGGCUCGGGCGGUGGGUCGGAUGGCCGGCGACUCCUGUACCAGCUAAACUUCUGGCUUCUCGGGGUCCUCGUCAAGCUCCUGCCUUGUCUCGUCCUCACCGUCAUCAGUUGGCGACUCAUCCAGGCGCUCUACAAAGCCAAGGCCCGCCGGCAGCUCCUGCAGGUGGCCGGCAGUUCGACGAGCGCAUCGGCCGAGCGAACGGAGCGCCGAGCCGAUCGCACGACCCGCAUGCUCCUCGCUGUACUCCUGCUGUUCCUCAUCACCGAGUUCCCGCAGGGGGUCCUCGGCCUCCUGUCCGCUCUCCUCGGUGAGUGCUUCUUCAGGAGCUGUUACCACAGCCUCGGCGAGAUCAUGGACAUACUCGCCCUAUUCAACGGCGCCGUCAAUUUCGUACUCUACUGCUCCAUGUCCCGGCAGUUUCGCACGACCUUCGGACAAUUGUUCAAACCGAACGCCAUAGCCGCUUGGCAGCCGGCUUGCACCCACCACACGGACAUUGUACAGAGCACGUAUGUGUGA